Oryctolagus cuniculus (rabbit) is the source of this 853-nucleotide messenger RNA. Lineage: Eukaryota; Metazoa; Chordata; Mammalia; Lagomorpha; Leporidae. The record is from RefSeq and is a predicted model, not a curated record.
UGCGUGUCGGCAGGUGGAGGGAGAAGGGAAAGUUUGGCCCGCGCGUGGGGCUCGGGCGGAGGGCGGGACGGAGGGGCUGGGCCCGGACGGAUCCGCUGUGGCCGCGGCUGCGGAGGCCGAGGCCGGACACGGAGGCGCCGUCCGACCCGGGGCCGGUCCCGCAGCGGCGGGUGGGGGCGGGGCGGCGCGCGGCCCGGAGCCGGCGGAGGUCAGCGAGUUUGAGGGAGGCCCGCGGCCCGCUGCCGCCGUCAUGUCCGAGGAGGCGAGCGCCCUGCCCUGGUCCAUCAACAGGGACGACUACGAGCUCCAGGAGGUGAUCGGGAGUGGAGCAACUGCAGUGGUCCAGGCAGCUCACUGUACCCCUAAAAAGGAGAAAGUGGCAAUCAAACGGAUCAACCUUGAGAAAUGCCAGACGAGCAUGGAUGAGCUGCUGAAAGAAAUCCAGGCUAUGAGUCAGUGCCAUCAUCCCAAUAUCGUGUCUUACUACACAUCGUUUGUGGUCAAAGACGAGCUGUGGCUGGUCAUGAAGCUGCUGAGUGGAGGUUCUGUUCUGGAUAUCAUCAAGCAUAUUGUGGCAAAGGGCGAGCACAAGAGUGGUGUCCUGGACGAGCCCACCAUUGCUACAAUACUCCGAGAGGUCCUGGAAGGGCUGGAGUAUCUGCACAAGAAUGGACAGAUCCAUCGAGAUGUGAAAGCUGGAAAUAUUCUUCUUGGAGAAGAUGGAUCAGUGCAGAUUGCAGGUCCUGCUGAUGCCCCUGGGAAGUCAGCGAAGGAUGCACCAGUGAGCCCAGCCAUCCACGUAGGAAACCCAGAUGCAGUUCCUGGCUCUCGGCUGUGACCGUUUGGGAAGAGA